UUCUCUCCCCUCCUCCUUUCCCUCUACGCUUUCCGCCCUUUCUUAUUUAUACGGUCCUUCCCUUCUUUCCUUCCUCCCUUCUUUUCUCCUUCCUCCCUUCCUUCUUUCCUUCUUUCUUACUCCUUCCUUCCUUCCUUCCUUCCUUUCUUCCUUCUUUCUUACUCCUUGCUUCCUUCCUUCUUCCUUACUCUUUCCUUCCUCCCUCCCUCCCUCCCUCCUUUCUUCCUUCUUCCUUCAUUCUUUCUUACUUCUUUCCUUCCUUCCUUCUUUCCUUUGUCCCUCCCUCCCUCCUUCCUUUUCUUCUUUUCGUGGAUCAUUUUCUUCUUCUUUUGGUCCCUCCACUCCUCUUUCUUCUUUUCCUUCCCUUUCUUCUGGAGUCACCAAACAAGACCCAGAGGUCACCUAAAAGAUCACAGCCUAGACAAAGGAAAGCCCGAAACUCGAAGGAAGAUUGGAUCGUUUCCUUCUUCACACUCUCACUUUUCCUCGACUUUUCCUUCCACUUGGAGUCACCACCAAGACCCAGGGAUCAGAGACAAGGCAAAGCAGAAGAAGGAAAGGAUACCGUCUGAUGUUUAUCUCAAUUCAGGAUCUCUCCGGAGUCAAGUUCAGUCAAUAUCACUGUUAAAGAAGUAAAUCUACUUGGGAUCCACCAAUGGAGAACCAGUCCUGGGACUUCUUUGGGACACCCUUGGGCAAUUCUAGCACCAACCAAACUCUUCUAGAUAAAAUGCCCCAGUUGCCUCUGGAGGUGCAGGUAGUAACCAUCUUGCUGGUGUUGCUGAUCUGUGGAGUAGGCAUUGCAGGCAACAUCAUGGUGGUCUUGGUGGUCCUUCGCACCAAGCACAUGGUGACUCCUACCAACUGCUACCUGGUAAGCCUGGCCGUGGCUGACCUGAUUGUGCUGCUUGCGGCAGGACUGCCCAAUAUCUCUGAAGUGGUGGCAUCCUGGAUAUAUGGCUAUGCUGGCUGCCUGUGCAUUACCUACCUGCAGUACCUGGGCAUCAACAUCUCAGCAUGCUCCAUUACUGCCUUCACAGUGGAGCGCUAUAUCGCCAUUUGCCAUUCAAUAAAAGCACAGCUGCUUUGCACCGUGGCCCGAGCCAAGCGCAUCAUUGCCUGUGUGUGGUUCUUCACUGCUGUGUACUGCCUCAUGUGGUUCUUCCUGGUGGACAUCUCCCAGGCUGUAUUCUCUGAUGGAAUGAAAGUCAGCUGUGGCUACCGUGUCUCUAGGAACCUCUAUAUGCCAAUCUACUUCCUGGACUUCACCGUCUUCUAUGUCAUCCCCCUUGUCUUAGCCACUGUCCUCUAUGGCCUCAUUGCACGCAUCCUCUUCAUGAACCCGCUGCCUGCCUCCCCGCAGCAUGGAGGCCGGCCAAGCAAACAUAGCUCCAUUAGUACCUCCAGCUCCAUGAAGCUCUCCUGUCGAGGGAAUAAGAGUGCCCUGAGCUCCAGGAAACAGGUGACAAAGAUGCUGGCUGUGGUGGUGAUCCUCUUCGCCCUUUUGUGGAUGCCGUACCGUACCUUGGUGGUAGUCAACUCCUUCAUGGAUCCUCCUUACCUGAACAUCUGGUUCGUUCUCUUCUGUAGGCUCUGCAUCUACCUGAACAGUGCCAUUAAUCCCAUCAUUUACAAUGUGAUGUCUCAGAAAUUUAGAGCUGCCUUCAAAAAGCUGUGUAAAUGUGAAAGUAAGAGAACUGAAAGUACCACUCAGUUCAGUGCCCCGGUCUUCUACAGUACCAUGAAGGACUAUUCUCAUGACAGCUCAGAGCAUGACAUUACAGAACAUGAAGAUCUCAAUGGUUACCCAUCAGUGGCAAGGAAAAGUAAAUCUUUGAAAUAAACAAGUCAUAUAGUGGUUUUAGAAAUAAAUUGAGAACAUGCUGUAUUUCUAAUGUUACCCUCUGACCAUCUGGACCCAAUAUUUGAAUGUGUCUAACUGGAUUUCUUUAACAUUAAAUUAGCUUCAAUGAUGGUAAAGAUUUUAUUUCAUGUUGUAGUAGGGGAUGAGUAACUGCUGGGACUUAGAGGGUAAUAUAGCAGCUCUCAGAAGAUCUUACAAGGCUGCAACCAUCAGAAAAAUAUCAGAUUUUGCCUUUGAACAUCCUCUAGGGAUCAGGUGGUAUAUUUUACCACAGUUUUGCUUAGGAGAGACAACUUUUUAAGCAGGAAAUGACCCUUAAAAAAAAAAAGAUCUCUGCUGGCUUUAAAAUAGUCUAGAGGUAACAAAUGACACAAUUUUCCCUAUGCCUCAAGGAAAAUUGGACAAAGACUCCUUUUUCCUUCAUUCCUUUUCUUUUCUUCCUUCCUUCUGCCUUUCAUCCUCUGGAGCCAUGAAGCAGCCCUGUAGGUGCUUGCAACUUACCCACAAUGGAAUUUCCUCUCAGCCACAUAAAUAACCCUCUUCAAGUGUUCACCUCUUCCAUGAUCACAAUCAUGAGGGGUAGAGAAUAUGGCAGCCCUUGCUUGGCUCCACCUCCUCCAUUACAGUCUUGUUAGCUGGGCAUCACUGUUCCCUAUGCCAGGAGACAAAUACCAUCUUUGGGACAAAUAUUUAAGAAUAUUAUUUCCACCACAUAUCUUCUUCAGAACACACUGAAAGUGUUAUUUUUGGGCCAUGUCUUCCAGAAUUUCCCAGCCAAUUUGCAAGCCUUUUGGGCAGAGCUCUCUCUUUGUUUUUCUACCAGAGAAUUAUGUUAGCUGGAGAUCGCACCAGUGUUCAACCUGGACCCUUCUGAAUGCAAAGCACAUGCUCUUCUCCUGAGCUAUGGCCAUUCCUAGUGGGCUUUGUUGUGAACAUGAGAAACUAUCCAAAUUAGUGCCAUCAGUCUGGGAUGCAUAAUAAUGACAUGUAGCUACCUUAAUGAAUGAUAUGGAUAAUACAUCCUAACUCACGAUUCAAGUACUGACCCAGAUGACAAUGUGGGACACACCACAAACAUGGCUUAAAUAGCUCCAUGGCAAAAGUAAAGAUGCUCCCUGACAGCUUUCAAGAUUAGUUUGACUACUGUCUUCAUUGUUGUUUGCUGAAUUGCAAUUUGAAUCAUGUUAUGACUCCCCGCUGUGAACUACCUGGGGAAUACACUCUGUGUUGCUUCUGUCCUGCUGUGCGUUGUUUGGUGUUGCUGUGUCUCCAGGGUUGCAAUUGACUGCUAGUCUUUUUGUAUGGGCAACUACACCAUGGGUGGUUAAAUUGUCUCCAUGAUACAUAUCUUGUAAUUAGCUUGUAAAUAUUUGCAAUUGGUGUGGAUUUAGUGUAUGCCUGUAUGCACAGAUUGCCUCUUAUUGCAAUGAUGGCAGUAACAUGAACUUUGACAGAGCUGUAUUAAAGUGAAGCAUGCUUCUUAUUUGCAAAAUGUUGCUACUUCUUGAUUAUAUUUGUAUCCUGACUUUCUGUAAAGAAACUAAAUAUAGCAUGCAGAGCUA
Anolis carolinensis (green anole) is the source of this 3426-nucleotide messenger RNA. Its product is annotated as thyrotropin-releasing hormone receptor. Lineage: Eukaryota; Metazoa; Chordata; Lepidosauria; Squamata; Anolidae. Gene Ontology annotation, cellular component: membrane. Gene Ontology annotation, molecular function: thyrotropin-releasing hormone receptor activity. Gene Ontology annotation, biological process: phospholipase C-activating G protein-coupled receptor signaling pathway. The transcript is spliced from 4 exons. The coding region runs from base 656 to 1843 and encodes 395 amino acids. The record is from RefSeq and is a predicted model, not a curated record.